AUGGCCUGGAGGCCACCUGCCGCAGGGAUUGGAGACACCUCGGAGAAGCUCCGGGUCUCCAAGUCCUGCAAAAGGGUUUUGAGAGCACCUGCCACAGGGCUUAGAGACACCUCGGAGAAACUCCGGGUCUCCAAGUCCUGUGGAAAUGCCUCGAGGUCACCUGAAAGCCUGCUGUCGCCUGUCACGACAGGGGCGGGGCUCUGGGGGCCGGUGUCACCUGUCACGACAGGGGCGGGGCUCUGGGGGCCGGUGUCACCUGUCACGACAGGGGCGGGGCUCUGGGGGCCGGGGUUCCAUCAGGAACAGCUUUUCCUGGAUGACACCAAAGUGAAGAACUUCAUCACCUGCUUCAAAGGAACAUCAAGGCCGGGAACAUCCUCCUGUCACCCCCUGGACUGGUCAAACUGGGUGACUUCAGCUCGGCCCCUGUGGCCUCCCCAGCCAAUUCCUUCGUGGGGACCCCUUACUGGUGUCCUGCAGGAAGCCAGGUUUUUUGGUGUUGAUUCACUAAUCAAACACCUGGAAAUAGCCAUGAAGAAUUCCCAGCCAGCUGAGGAUCACUGUCCCACCUCUCAGAAGGAGUUUGUCCGGUUCCUGCUGGCAACACCCCCCAAGUCCGAGCUGUGCUGUCAGUCAGCUGGGAAUUUGGGGGAUUGCUGGCUUUUGGCUGACCUCUCCAGCUUCAGAGCACAAUGGAGUUCAGGUUGUGACCUCCAGGAAGCCAAUUUGAGGGGCUCUGAUGUGAAAGGAGCCAUCUUUGAAGAGAUGCUGACCCCCCUGCACAUGUCCCAGAGCGUCAGAUAGGGAAGAGAACACGUUGAAGAGGAAGGAUUCCAAACAUUUUUUGUGAUUUUCUUCACCUCCUCCCCUUCCUGAGUUAGAAGGAAUGGUUAUUAGACAACUUCCAUUUGCAGUAGUGCCUAAGUAAACUCUUUCUGAUCACUU
This is a messenger RNA of Pipra filicauda (Wire-tailed manakin), 945 nucleotides long. RefSeq lists its product as uncharacterized. The record is from RefSeq and is a predicted model, not a curated record. The coding region runs from base 1 to 804 and encodes 267 amino acids. The transcript is spliced from 8 exons. Lineage: Eukaryota; Metazoa; Chordata; Aves; Passeriformes; Pipridae.